Notothenia coriiceps (black rockcod) is the source of this 1892-nucleotide messenger RNA. RefSeq names its product MAGUK p55 scaffold protein 1 (gene mpp1). The transcript is spliced from 11 exons. Gene Ontology annotation, molecular function: protein binding. The annotation marks the transcript as partial. The record is from RefSeq and is a predicted model, not a curated record. Lineage: Eukaryota; Metazoa; Chordata; Actinopteri; Perciformes; Nototheniidae.
GCUUCUAUGCAAAUCUAUGAGAGCAAGGGAGCUGAGGUUUACACUAACGGCAGUGCAGGACACAUGAAUGGCACAGAACUGACCAGGAUGAAAGAAGUGGAAUUUGAAAAGGGUCAUUCAGAGCCCAUGGGGGUCACUCUGAAGCUGAACGACAAACAAAGGUGCACUGUGGCCAGAAUACUGCACGGAGGCAUGAUCCACAGACAAGGCUCUUUGCACGAAGGAGAUGAAAUAGCAGAGAUCAACGGGAAAAGUGUGAUGAACCAAACUGUAGAUCAGCUCCAAAAGAUCCUGAAAGAAACAAACGGAGUAGUCACUAUGAAGAUCGUUCCCAACGUGCAGAGUCGAUCCCGAGCCUGUGAGGUGUACAUGCGGGCCCAGUUUGACUAUGACCCCGCUAAGGAUGACAUCAUCCCGUGCAAAGAGGCAGGUCUGAAGUUUGAAACUGGUGACAUCAUCCAGAUCAUCAACAAGCAGGACCCUAACUGGUGGCAGGGCAAAGUGGAAAGCAGCGUGGCUGACUUCGCCGGACUCAUCCCCUCCCAGGAGCUGCAGGAAUGGAGGGUGGCGAGUAAAAGCAAGGCCAGGCAGGGCAGCCAGUCCUGCAGCCCGUUUGGAAAGAAAAAGAAGUGCAAAGACAAGUACCUCGCCAAACACAGCUCCAUUUUUGACAAGCUGGAUGUGAUUUCUUAUGAGGAGGUUGUUCGGCUCCCUGCUUUCAAAAGGAAAACACUGGUGCUUAUCGGUGCACCUGGCGUAGGAAGGAGCCAUAUCAAAAAUGCACUAUUGACCAAAUACCCUGAGAAGUUCUCCUACCCUGCACCACACACCACCAGACCCCCACGUAAAGAGGAGGAGGAUGGACAGGAAUAUUACUUCAUCUCCAACGAAGCCAUGACCAAGUGCAUCUCAGGAAAUGAGCUCCUGGAGUACGGCAGCCACCAGGGAUUUAUGUUCGGUACCAAAAUUGAGACCAUCCAGAAGAUCCACGAGCAAGACCAAAUCUCUCUGCUGGAUGUAGAACCGCAGACCUUGAAAGUCUUGCGGACGGCUGACUUUGCACCUCUGGUGGUGUUCAUCGCUCCGACCACCACAUCUGCCCAGACGGAAAACCUGCUGAUGAUCCAGAAAGAGUCGGACGCCAUUUUGGCCACAUAUAGACACUUCUUUGAUGUGGUUCUCGUCAACAACGACGUGGAUGAAAGCGUGAAAGGUGUGGAGGAGGCCAUGGAGCGGGCCACCUCCACCCCCCAAUGGGUGCCUGUAUCCUGGGUGUACUGACAGAGGUCCGGCACCAGAGUAAUACCUUUUCUGUUUUAAAAAAGCAGUGCAAUAUCACUCCUUACACGACACGAGUUAGUGAUGUCCCAGGUGUGUAUGGGUUUACCUUUUUUAAUUGUCACUGAGAUUUUUCUUUUUUGCACAAAUGCAACCAAAAAAAAGCAAUAUGUGGAGAUGUUUAGAACCUCAUCAGGGUUGUUUUGCUUGAUUGUGUAGGCCCGUGUGCUUCAGGUUUUUUGGAAGGUCGAUGGGUAGUUUUGGUGAUGCACAUCUUUGCGAUUGUUGGGGAACGUGUGAAAAUGCAAAAUAGGACCACAACUGUGAAUGAAAUCCUCUUUUUAAAUGAGAGGAUUUUAUCAUGUUAAACAAUAUUUCUGGAUUCACUGUCUGUUAUUUUGUUUUCUCAUUAGAUUGUGCCAUGAAAUUGAGAUCUUGAAACGGUUUGUUCAGUGUGUGUAACUCCAUACGACUAUAAUGUCUUCUACACCAUGCCUUUUUGUCCGUCAUUCAAAACCUCACUUGUCUUGUCUCAUCAAAAUGGUAUACCUCAUGGGGUACUGUAAAGGCACUUUUAAACAAAAAAAUAAAUGUCCCAGCUCUGUUGAAACUCA